This is a messenger RNA of Xenopus laevis (African clawed frog), 1942 nucleotides long. RefSeq names its product thioredoxin-related transmembrane protein 3 L homeolog (gene tmx3.L). Gene Ontology annotation, biological process: cell redox homeostasis. NCBI's taxonomy places the organism in Eukaryota, Metazoa, Chordata, Amphibia, Anura, Pipidae. Gene Ontology annotation, cellular component: endoplasmic reticulum membrane; cell surface; endoplasmic reticulum. The record is from RefSeq and is marked provisional. Gene Ontology annotation, molecular function: protein disulfide isomerase activity.
UCUACUUCCUCAAAGCCACUCCAUUCUAGCAUCUUCCCUUCCCAAUAUGUCAGCUGCCGGAUUCUGUUUCAUUUUAGCUACAGUCACUUCAACUUCCCUAUUGGCUUCUGUCCCUGUGUCUGCAUUUGUAGAAGAUUUGGAUGACUCAUUUAAAGAAAACAGAAAGGAUGAUAUCUGGCUUGUUGAUUUUUAUGCACCUUGGUGUGGUCAUUGUAAGAAGCUUGAACCCGUCUGGAAUGACGUUGGUAUUGAAAUAAGGAGUAGCGGCUCACCCAUUCGAGUUGGAAAAAUGGAUGCUACGGUUCACUCAAGUAUUGCUUCAGAAUUUGGAGUCAGAGGAUUUCCAACAAUAAAGGUGUUGAAAGGGGAUAUGGCUUAUAACUACAGAGGUCCAAGAACAAAGGAGGAUAUAGUUGAGUUUGCAAACAGAGUUGCUGGGCCAGUAAUCCGUCCACUUCCCAGCCAACAGAUGUUUGAUCAUGUUCAAAAACGUCAUCCAGUACUUUUUGUAUAUGUUGGUGUAGACUCAACGCUAAAGGAAAAAUUCAUUGAAGUUGCUUCAGAACUCAUUGUGUACACAUACUUCUUCUCAGCAUCAGAGGAUGUUUUGCCUAAGUAUGUUACACUAAAUGAGGUCCCGGCAGUUCUUGUUUUUAAAGACUCCACAUAUUUUGUUUAUGAUGAAUAUGAAGAUGGAGAUUUAUCAAGUUGGGUGAAUAAGGAGAGAUUUGAAGGAUAUCUUCAUAUAGAUGGAUUUACAUUGUAUGAACUCGGUGAUACAGGAAAACUGGUGGCUGUUGCAGUUAUAGAUGAAAAGAACAAUUCCAUUGAACAUACAAGAUUGAAAUCAGUUGCUCAAGAUGUAGCAAAAAACUACAGGGAUCAUGUUCAUAGAGACUUCCAGUUUGGGCACAUGGACGGGAAUGACUACAUAAACAGUUUAUUAAUGGAUGAACUCAGUAUCCCCACUUUUGUUGUUCUUAACACAUCAAAUCAGCAAUAUUUUCUGCCAAGCAAGCAAAUUGAAAACACUGAAGAAAUGAUUCAGUUUAUUAAUAGUAUUCUGGAUGGUACAGCUGAGGCUCAAGGAGGCGAUGGGAUAUUGCAGAGAAUCAAGAGGGUUUUUUAUGAUGCCAAGUCCACAGUGGUUUCAGUCUUCAAGAGUUCACCCCUGCUUGGCUGCUUUCUCUUUGGUCUGCCACUGGGUGUCAUCAGUAUAAUGUGUUACGGAAUCUGUACAGCCGACACUGAAGAUGGUUCGGAAGAAAUGACCAGAAAGGAUGUAAUAGAUCAGAAUGGAUCCGACGAGGGCAGCGACGAAGAGGAAGAGAAGAGCAGAGAGAUUACAGACAUGUCGGAUGAAGAUCAACAAGAAAAGGAUUUUAUGGAAAAGAAAAUAGAUUAAUUUUUUUAAAAACAUUAAAUUACUCUAGGAAAUUCACAACAAACGUAUUUAUUUAACGGAACAACUCCAACGUAGCUUUAUUGGGAAAACCCUUGCUGACUGAUACACAAAUAUAAUUGGAUUUUUUUUUUUUUUUUUUUUUGGCAUGCAUCUGAUUUCCAAUUAAAGUCAAGGGGCAAAUGUCUGCAAGUUGGGAAAUAAAAUCUAAUAAACUGUUUUGAAACAUUAAGGUAUAGAAGCAACUUCUGAAUCAGGUGUCGCUUUUGGCUUGCUGAACUACGAGUUGUGUCGGGGCAACACUACAUAGCUAAUCCAAGUUUAUCAGUGGAUUUCUUUUACUACGAAGUACUAUGAAGAACACCAUGCUUUCUUUAUGCCAUGAAGUGAUUGCCAGUUAGUACAUAUGGCCGGGUCAUUGCCAGGAUGCUUAUGGUCAUGUCAUAAACAUGCACAGAAUGUAAAUGCCUAAAUUAAAUGUACAAUGCUUUUUUUGAUGUGGCACAAAUAAUAUAUUUUUAAUCCAAAAAAAAAAAAAAA